AAAUCUAAAUAUUAUACAAAUUAAAAUAUUUACUAAUUUCUUUUGAUCAAUAAGAAGUUUGUAGUUGCGUAACGUAUGUAGAAAUCAUUUCGUUUCACCGUCGACGACAUAUCUACUGAUCUGUCAAAACAACAAAUCAGCUGGAUGGAUUUAAUGGCAUAUGUGCCCCACUUUGCGGAAGCGCCGAGUGUGGAGCGUGCUCCGGUUAUUCAACAUAUCUGCGAGCAACCGCAAGAAGAAGAUGAAAUAAAGAAUAUUAUAAAAGGAAACCGGAUUUGGAAUAAAUUGAAUCGUUGGUUUUUAAAGCUACGUAUUUUAUCUAGGAGACAUCCCUUGACUCGCUGGUGCCUUAAAAGUACAACCGCAGUGAAUUAUGAGAUUUCAAGACACCUAAAAUCACAUCGUUACAUGAUACAUCCGUUUAGUUUAUUCAGGAUUGUUUGGGAAUCGUUAAUGAUUGUAUUUACAUUUGUCGCUCUUUUGGUUACUCCAGUGUCCAUCACGUUUUUCUUUGGUAGACAUACUAACUGGCACGUGAUUAACGACACGAUAAAUAUAGUGUUUCUCUGCGAUAUUGUAAUGUGGUUCUUUACUGGAUACUAUGAUUAUCGAACGAAAGUCACUGUCCUUGACCCUGUGAUAGUAGCGCGGAAAUACUUGCAGAGCUAUUUCUUCAUAGACAUCUUGACCGUGUUACCUAUAGGACUCAUUGAUUAUAUUAUACCUAACUCGAUGUGGUAUUGUACUACAUUAAACAUGAUGAAGAUAUUGAGAGUUCGCAAUAUCAUCGUUUAUUUUAGUAGAGUUCGCGAUGUGUAUAGAAUAAGUUUUCAAUUGCAUAAAAUUCUAGAGUCAUGCACGGUCGUGAUAAUAUGCAUUCAUUGGGCUGCUUGUCUACAAUAUUAUGUCCCCAUAUCUGUAGAUACAUUAGGCACUUUAAGCAACAACUCUUGGAUCAAGUCAUCACAUUUUGUAAUUAAACGAACGAAAGUACAAAAAUACCUCGUGUGCCUGCAUCGUUCGAUUGUCGCUUGUGCUCGCUCGGCUCACUAUUUGGAUAUGAAAACUCAAGAAGACAUUAUACUAAACUUGAUCCUAACGAUCAUCGGAUUCCUUGGUAACGUAUUUUUAUUAAGUAAGUAUCUCCUAUACCAGGUGUUAUCUUUAGAUUUACAAAUUGUAACUGCAUUUCUUGCAGCGCAAUUCUCUCAACUAAUGACAACGUUCAAUAUAACUAUCAAACGUCACCUGAAAAUAAUACAGCAGUUACAGGAGUACAUGCGAUACAAGGAGCUCCCACAUGCCCUACAACGUCGGCUAUUAACUUUCUACCAUUACCGCAACAGAAAGAGCUUCGAAAGGAAUAAGAAAAUAAUAAAUGAAGUUUCGCCAUAUUUACGAGAGGAACUCAUACUGCAUAAUUAUUUGAGACUGAUUAGUAGCGUAAAAUUAUUCAAGCAUCUACCGGAAACUGUAAUCGUACAGUUAACUAGUUCAUUACACUCCGAGAUCUAUAUGACUGGCGAUGAAAUCGUCAAAGCUGGUACCCGUGGUGAAGCUUUGUAUUUCAUUUCAUCCGGUACCGUAGCGGUUUACACUGUCGUGGGAAAAGAAGUUUGUCACUUGGAAGACGGAAGUUAUUUCGGAGAGAUCGCUCUGGUGAUGGACACCGAGCAUAGAAUAGCAACCAUAAUUGCGGUGGAAACUUGUGAAAUCUUUGUACUAUAUCGCCACGACUUUCAGAGAUUCAUAUCACCGUAUCCUGAUCUCUUGAACCGGCUGCAAAAUGUUGCUCUUGAACACUUAAACGAAAGCCUUCUUCUGGACUCCACGCAGGAUUUAGGAAUUUCUACCACGCCGCAAUAUAUUAAUAUAAGUAGCAUAAAAAGCAGAAGAAUAUAGUUAUAA
Bombus pyrosoma is the source of this 1908-nucleotide messenger RNA. Its product is annotated as potassium/sodium hyperpolarization-activated cyclic nucleotide-gated channel 1-like. Bases 145 to 1902 code for a protein of 585 amino acids. NCBI's taxonomy places the organism in Eukaryota, Metazoa, Arthropoda, Insecta, Hymenoptera, Apidae. The transcript has 9 exons. The record is from RefSeq and is a predicted model, not a curated record.